Molecule: messenger RNA, 3449 nt
Organism: Vigna radiata var. radiata (mung bean)
Lineage: Eukaryota; Viridiplantae; Streptophyta; Magnoliopsida; Fabales; Fabaceae
Product: receptor-like protein 12
Exons: 3
Coding region: 33-3284 (1083 amino acids)
Cellular component (GO): plasma membrane
Molecular function (GO): protein binding
Source: RefSeq, a predicted model, not a curated record
AAGUACAUUUUAUCCAUCACUUCUUUUCUGUCAUGAUAACGCCCACAACAACAUCAAUGACAAAAUCGGUUCGUUUCAGAUUGAUGAUUUUUAUGCUGUUCAUGGUGUCGCAGGUUGUUCAUGGUGAACAACAAAUCAGAUGCCUUCCAAAGGAGAGGGAAGCACUCCUUCAAUUCAAGGCUGCCGUUGUCGACCGCUACGGCAUGCUCUCCUCUUGGACCAUUCCCGACUGCUGUCAGUGGCAGGGAAUUCGUUGCAGCAACCUCACCGCCCAUAUCCUAAGUCUCGACCUUCCUGGUGAAUAUCCAAAUUUUAUUCAGACAGGUUAUAUAAGCGGAUCGAUCCACGAGUCGUUAAUAGAGUUGCCACAAUUAGAGUAUUUAAAUCUCAGUUCCAAUGGUUUUGGUUACAAGAAAAUUCCAGAGUUUUUUGGUUCUAUCAGAAACUUGAAAUACCUUGAUCUGUCGUCAUGUCAGUUUGGCGGAGAAAUUCCAAGUCAGUUAGGCUAUCUUUCUCAUUUGAAAUACUUAAAUCUUGCUUGGAAUGAUUUAGAGGGUUCAAUCCCUCGUCAGUUUGGAAAUCUCUCCCAGUUGCAGCAUCUUGAUCUUCGGAACAAUAUGUUUUUCUUAAAUAUACCGUCCCAACUUGGAAACCUCACCAAGUUGGAACAGCUCUGUCUUGGAUGUACUUUUGGAGAAGGUAUGAAAAUUGAAGACGGAGGUCAGUGGCUCUCAAAUCUCCUUUCUUUAACCCAUCUUUGCUUGGACUAUGUAUCAAAUCUUAAUACUUCUCAUACUUUGUUGCAAGUGAUUGCGAAGUUACCUGAACUUAGAAAACUAAGCUUAGCUGCUUGUAGCCUUUCCGAUCAUUUCAUUCUGUCAUCCAAACAUUCUAAGUUCAAUUUCUCUACUUCCCUCUCUGUCCUUGAUCUAAGCGAUAACACCUUCACAUCACCAAUGGUAUUCCAGUGGGUCUCAAACAUCACUUCCAACCUUGUUGAGCUUCACCUUAGUAAUAACCACUUGGAGGGUUCCAUAUCAAGUCAUUUUGACAUGCUCAUGCAUUCGCUUAGGCAUCUUGACCUUAGUUAUAACAACUUGGAGUGGGCGUCAAACAUCACUUCCAACCUUGUUGAGCUUGACCUUAGUCAGAACCACUUGGAGGGUUCCACAUCAAGUGAUUUUGGCUUGCGCAUGAAUUCGCUUAGGCAUCUUGACCUCUCCGGUAAUAAUUUCAAGGCCAGGGAUUUGAAAUCCUUCAUUAAUAUAUGCACCUUACAUUCUUUAUAUUUGUCUUCAAACAAUUUGACUGAAGACCUUCCCUCCAUUCUCGGUAAUUUGUCCAGUAGAGGUUCCGUUAGACACUCAUUGCAAGAAUUGGAUCUGUCAUGGAAUCACAUCACUGGCACUUUGUCUGACAUUUCAUUAUUCUCCUCUUUGAAAUCAUUAUUUCUUAAUGAAAAUCAGUUAAGUGGAAGGAUCCAUGAAGGUGUGAAGUUACCAUCUACUUUGGAGGAUUUUUCAAUUAACUCAAAUUCUUUAGAAGGUGGAAUUCCAAAAUCAUUUGGGAAUGCAUGUGCUUUACUCUCAUUAGACAUGUCAAAUAAUAACUUGAGUGGUGAGCUUCCAACGAUAAUUUCUCAUUUGUCUGGAUGUGCUAGAUAUUCAUUGCAAGAAGUAUAUCUAUACAUGAAUCAAAUCAAUGGCACACUACCUGACUUCUCAACAUUCACAUCUUUACAAAUAUUAGAUCUUUCUGAAAAUAAGCUAAAUGGAGAGAUUUCUAAGGACAUUCAAUUCUCACCUGAAUUGGAGAAGCUCUGCAUCUCUUCAAAUUCUUUAAAGGGUGUGUUGACUGACUACCACUUUGCCAAUAUGUCUAAGUUACAUGAUUUAGAUUUAUCUGAUAAUUCAUUGGCCUUGACAUUUACAGAAAAUUGGGUCUCAUCUUUUCAGUUGUUCACCAUAAAGUUGAGAUCUUGCAAACUAGGUCCAACAUUUCCGAAAUGGUUGCAGGCACAAAAUAAUUUUUUUUAUAUUGACAUUUCAACAGCUGCAAUAUCAGAUAUUGUUCCUAAAUGGUUUUGGGCUAAAUUAUCAGUACAACAAGUGAAGACGAUGAAUAUUUCAUACAACAAUCUACGAGAUUGUUGGAGGCAAUUGAACUCACUAGUUUAUUUGGAUUUGAGUCACAACAAAUUUUCAGGAAAAAUUCCUAUGUCAAUGGGAUCCCUCCUUGAUCUUCAAGCAUUGUUGUUGAGAAACAACAAUUUAGUAGGAGGAAUCCCGUUAUCCUUGAGGAAUUGCACAGAGCUAGUAAUGCUUGAUAUAUCAGAGAACAAAUUAUCAGGAUCUAUCCCUGAUUGGAUUGGGACAAAAGAAAAUUUGAAAAUUUUAAGUUUGGGAAAGAAUCAAUUCUCUGGGAGUUUACCUAUAGAGGUUUGUUGUCUGAUAAACAUUCAAGUCUUCGAUCUCUCUAUAAACAACUUGUCUGGAAAAAUUCCUAAAUGCAUAAAAAACUUUACUUCAAUGGUUCAAACGACAUCUUCAAUAUACGGUGGACGUCAUUCAUAUUUUUACAAGUAUGGUGUUGUUGAAACUGUCGGAACAUACAAUUUGAAAGAAUUGUUGACAUGGAAAGGUUUAGAUCAAAUGUUUAUGAAUAACGGUUUGUCACUUUUAAAAAUGAUUGACUUUUCAAGCAAUCAUUUCUCAGAAGAAAUUCCUAUAGAAAUAGAGAAAUUAUCUGGUCUGAUUUCAUUGAACUUGUCAAGAAACAAUUUGAUUGGAAAAAUUCCUUCAAACAUUGGAAAUAUAACAUCACUUGAUUCUCUUGAUUUGUCAAGAAACCAACUUGUUGGUUCAAUUCCUCUAAGUCUUGCUCAAAUUUAUGGACUUGGUGUGUUAGAUUUGUCUCAUAAUCAUCUAAGUGGAGAAAUUCCUAAAGGCACACAAUUACAGAGUUUCAAUAAAUCUAGUUAUGAAGAUAAUCUUGAUCUUUGUGGACCACCACUUGAGAAGUGUAUUGAGGAUGGAUCUGCACAAGAACCAAAUGUUGAAGUUGAAGAAGAUGAAUAUUCAUUUUUCAAUAAUGACUUUUUCAUAAGCAUGGCAAUUGGAUUUACUCUAAGUUUUUGGAUGGUUUUUGGCUCAAUCUUAUUCAAACGCUCUUGGAGACAUUCCUAUUUCAACUUCUUAAAUAAGUUAACCGAUAACAUUCAUGUCAAAGUAGCCAUCUUUCGGAAAAAAUAUUUAUGGCCCUUGAAGAACGAUUCUCUUGCGUGACUUCAACAUUCAAGCUCGUUAAUGAUUGGACAAGGCAAAGGUUUCUUCAAAUUCCCUUCCUGCUCAUAAAAAGUCUUUAAGGUGAAAUGGGAAACUAUAGUGUGAAUGCUUUGAUUGUUUGAAGUUUUACUUUUUUAUUAAAUUAAGAACUUUUAUUAAGCGUUG